UGUGAAAUUUCGUUGAGGUAUCUUUGACCAGAAGGGCACCAAGACCCGGAUAGAAAAGAUGCCGACUGCUCUCCUCACUUUUCCACAGCCCCAAAAGAUAAGGUAGCGAUAUGAUUUUACUAAACUAACGACACAGAUAGUUAGCUACAACCAACCAGUGUUAAAUAAGCAACAUUAGAACCUGGUGGGAACGAGGACCCGGGGAAGGGAGAGGAAAACUCAUGUAGACAGCCAGCUAGCCAACAGCAGCAAUUUAGCUCAGAGAGGAAAACAGCGAAAACAAGAAAUAGCACCCCCGCUUUCACGCGUGUCACAAUCUCAAGCAGGACCUGUCCAGGACAACGCUUGUGAAGGGCGACGUCUUCAGCCAUGGGGCUAGCUUGCUAGCUAGCUACUCUUGACACCGCUAGUCACUCUUGACAAAGCUAGCUGGCUAGUUUGCUAAUCGACGUUAUUUCAUAGAGAUAGCUGGCUAGCCAACACUGCUGUUCUGGCUGAUUAGCAAGCAAGCUAGCUGUCUCGGUACUUUUAGAUAUUCAGAGCUAGCUAGCUAGUUAUCAAUCAGACUGAAACACGGAGCUGACGGGUUAGGGUAUCUGGCUUGAGGGAAUCAGCGACAUGGCUAACGUUAGCUACAUGUGGAGGAUGCAAAAAUAGAUCAGCGUAGCUAGGUAGCUUUAUUACCUGGUAGACAGCAAAGUUAGCCUGCUAGUAUAAUUUUGGAAAGAGCUGUCAAGUACACUUCAUCGCAUAAUUCUCGUUAACUUGCUACUGUAGCUAGUCAAACUUCAUUUCCUAGAUAACCGAAUUCGCCCAAGCAAGACAGUGUAUUUUGUGAGAGUGGACUCUUACUUGAUUGCUAUCUAAUUGGCUUGCUAGCUGGCUUGCUGCUAAUAUUUGGUAGAAAACGUUAGCUAACUAACGAGCUAGCUAUGAUCAGGAUUUAAAACUUCAGUAGCUAAUGACAAGAAGGGUCAGCCACAAAUACCAUCAGUACAGCUGACAUAUAUCAACAGUUAGGACGCUGGGUAGCUACACAUUGCCAGAUUUUUUUGUUUUGAUUUGACUCCGGAGUGUUCCUGGCAGCUAACUAGUCCGACCCACUUCGAUUCGAUUCCCUCCCGGCUGAGCUGCUGGUGGACGCAAGAUUGCUAAAACCGGAGGCAGCAGCUCUGACCUGUCCCAGCGCUCAGCGAGCGGGCAUUGAUUGGCUGGUAGGUGUGGCCGGCGGGCUGGCUCCUCCCCCUCCCGGCGGCAGCGUGCGCUCCCAGCCGCCGCCUUGCGCCCCGCGCUCGCCCGGCCUGCGCGCCCGAGCCCAUGCCUCCAGCGCCACGCGGCCCUCCAACGCCAUGUGCCUCCCGCACAGCAUGGACGCGGGCAAGCACGGCGCGAGCCAGGGACCGGGCAGGCGCAGCGGGGUGCCGCUGGAGCCCUUCGUGCACCAGGUGGGCGGCCACACCAGCAUGAUGCGCUACGACGACCACACCGUCUGCAAGCCCCUCAUCGCCCGCGAGCAGCGCUUCUACGAGUCCCUGCCCCCCGAGAUGAAGGAGUUCACCCCAGAGUACAAAGGUGUAGUGCUGGUGUGUUUCGAGGGGGACAUCGACGGCUACAUUAACCUGGUGGCGUACCCUUACGUGGAGAGCGAGGGGCUGGACCACGAGGACUUGCCCGAGAGGGACCAACCGCGAAGGAAGCACUCCCGCCGAAGCCUGCACCGCUCCAGCAGCGACCACAAGGAGGAGCGGCCGGCCCACGAGAGCGACAGCACCGAGAACCUGCAGGAGCUGAAGAGCCCUCGCCUGGAGCUGCAGAUCCACUCGGACGUGCCCUUCCAGAUGCUGGACGGCAACAGCGGCCUGAGCUCCGAGAAGAUCAGCCACAACCCCUGGAGCCUGCGCUGCCACAAGCAGCAGCUGAGCCGCAUGCGCUCCGAGUCCAAGGACAGGAAGCUGUACAAAUUCCUGCUGCUGGAGAACGUGGUGCACCACUUCAGCUACCCCUGCAUCCUGGACCUGAAGAUGGGCACCCGGCAGCACGGCGACGACGCGUCCGAGGAGAAGGCGGCGCGGCAGAUGAAGAAGUGCGAGCAGAGCACCUCCGCCACCCUGGGGGUGCGGGUCUGCGGCAUGCAGGUGUACCAGAUGGACACAGGCCACUAUCUUUGUAGGAACAAGUACUACGGCCGGGGGCUGUCCAUCGAGGGCUUCCGCCACGCGCUCUAUCAGUUCAUGCACAACGGGGCCCAGCUGAGGAGGGACCUUUUCGAGCCCAUCCUGGGCAAACUGCGCAGCCUGAAGGCUGUGCUGGAGAGACAGAACUCCUACCGCUUCUACUCCAGCUCCCUGCUCAUCAUCUACGAAGGCAAGGAGCCCGAGGCGGACCCCUGGCAGAAUCCAUCCGACGGGCCGCCCGAAAGGGACAUGAGUCCCUGCCCGGCGGCCCAGGGCCCCUUGGAGGCCCCCCCGGUGCCCCAGCCCCCUGCAGACUGCGUCCUCCCCCACCAGGAGCCUCCCCCACCCCCCAGCGUGGAUGUGCGCAUGAUUGACUUCGCUCACAGCACCUUCAAAGGCUUCCGGGACGACCAGACUGUGCACGACGGGCCGGACAGGGGCUACGUGUUCGGACUAGAGAGCCUAAUCAAGAUUCUGGAAGGGAUUCGAGACGAGAACCAGUAGCGAAAACAGGCUCCGCCCUCCCCACCUCUCUUCCCUCAAAGCCCAACCCCACCUUUGAUGUAAUGAAAAAAAAGGAGGAAAAAAAAGCUAAACAAAUGAAAAACAGGGUGACAUUUACAAGAAAGAAAAGCACAUUUAUAGGCAAAGAAACCAAGGAGUGACAGCUUCUGUAGCUCUCAGCAAUGUGGAAACAGACACUAAAGGUUUGAGAAACCUUUGUUCUCCUCAUUGAUUGACACCUAGUGGCUACUUCUGGCAGGGUCUACAGUCCCACUAUCAGGACAGACGCAGCUGCUAUCCCUUUGCAGCACUGAGGGACAUGUCUGCCUUGUGGGUUCAUCGCCACCAUGUGGCCAUUUCAAGUAUUGUUUUGAGGCACGGGUCAAGAAUAACAAAGCAGCCGCAGCUCAGGGCACGUCCAGGGUCAGGCCCUGUCUUAACACUGUGGGGUUGGUAUGGGGGAGUUUGUGUGUGUGUGUGCGUGCGUGUGUGUCUGUGUGUAAGAGUGUGUAUGCAUGAGGGAAGAGCAGGGGAGGGGGGUUGUUGGGAUGACAUCCCCUCAAAAAUUAUUCUUAGCAGCAGUAUUCCCAUUGUGGUUUUGAAAGGGGAGCAGCUUUGCUGGCAAUCGUUUUCGAAAGCUUUACUGUAAAGGGAGCUGGACAGUUUUAAAAUUUAAUCUUAAUGGGGAAAAAAGAUGAACCCCCUUUACAGGCCCAGUUUAAAAACCACAGCUUUACUGUAUGGAAAUCCUAUAUAUAACAGGUCACCUUCUUAUUAUUUUGCAAGCUUCUUCUAGUCAUCUUAUUCACCUCCAUUAGCGUCACUUUCAUUUAUCGUAGAUUCCACAUUUUUUGCAUACCUUUUGUCCUUUCUUCGCCCACCAAUUAAUGGUAGUUCAGGCAGUCCCAGGCUGGGCGAUGGGACAGCUGAGGGAUGCUUUUUUUUUUUUUUUUUUGGCCCUGACCCUUUAUUGUCCCCAUGUUACAAAGCUUUUCCUCGGUCAGGGGUGGUGGGUGACCCUGAAAGAAAACCUGUCUUGUAAUUUGCACUGUAGAGGCUGGAUCUAAAGCAUC
Megalops cyprinoides (Indo-Pacific tarpon) is the source of this 3751-nucleotide messenger RNA. It is a transcript of the gene ip6k1, whose product is annotated as inositol hexakisphosphate kinase 1. The coding region runs from base 1350 to 2678 and encodes 442 amino acids. Gene Ontology annotation, biological process: inositol phosphate biosynthetic process; phosphatidylinositol phosphate biosynthetic process. The transcript is spliced from 6 exons. Lineage: Eukaryota; Metazoa; Chordata; Actinopteri; Elopiformes; Megalopidae. The record is from RefSeq and is a predicted model, not a curated record. Gene Ontology annotation, molecular function: inositol hexakisphosphate kinase activity. Gene Ontology annotation, cellular component: nucleus; cytoplasm.